ACAGUGCAAUUGUAAAUAGCCUACGAAAAGCGUCUUUUAUCAUGUAGUGUCCUUUCGUUAUCAGUUUAAUACGGAGACUCCAAAAGGAUUAAGUCUAGGCUACAAUGCUCAGAAGGGAGGCAUCUCGGUCUUACCAAGAGUUCAGUGAUGAUAAUGGCGAUGACCCCUCAGAAGCUUAUCAGAGUCAUGCAGAAGACAAUGAGGCAUCUAAGGCCAACGGAUCAGCUCUGCCUGAUGAUGAUCCCACCGAGAUCAAUCCCUUGUUGGGAUUUAACAAGACUUGUCUGAAAAGUUUCUUUUCACUUAUUCUGAUGCUUAUAUAUCUCGCUUUGACAGCAGGGGCCGGGUUUCUAGCCUAUCAAACUAUUUCUGAUUUCCUAGACAAACUCAACCACCCUGUUUUGUCAGUCAGAUACAAAGAAGUAGAUGUAUUUGAAUCCCCAGGUAUUGCUCUCUAUCCUGGAACGGCCAAAUUAGUGAGCUGCGAGCACGACUACCAUGACCAUGUUACCCCACGACUAACUGCUGGGGAAUUUGAAGAGGGAGACUGUGUGAUGGAGGAAGUCAUCUACACAGAUCCUUACUCCAAUGACACCAAGAAACGAGCCUUGGUGGUCCAAGGUCCAACUGAUGUCCUGAACCGGGAACUGAUAUUUUUGCAGUUCAGUCAGAAUGGAACUGAGGAAGAUUUUAGUGCCAUCAGUUACAUGCUGUUUGCCCAAUACAGUGACAUGUCCAGAAGCGUUGACAAGCAAGAGUUUAUGAGAGAAUGUGAAACAAACUACUCCAUGUGGACCUUCUCUGGAGGAUUUAGGACCUGGGUCAAAAUGUCUUUAGUGAAGACAUCUGGCAGGAGAAAUGAAUCUGUGGAAUUUCGACAAGAGUCCAGCGUCGUGAAGUACAAUGACAGACGACCACCUAAUGAACGAACAAAUGAACUUUUCUUUGUCGUGUUCCAAUGGCGGGAUCCAUUUAUACAAGAAGUGAAAGAUAUAGUCACAGCAAACCCUUGGAAUUCGUUUGCCAUUCUUUGCGGAGUCCUCAUGGCUCUUUUUAAAGCUGCUAACUUUGCAAAACUCACAGUCCGUUGGAUUAUGAAAAUUCGGCGGAGACACCAAAAGAGCAAGCGGAAUAGGGAACUGAACCAAAUUAGUUGAUAUCUGUUCUUAUCCGAUUGUGUAUAUUACCACAUUGUGUAUGUAUAUUGACUUCUUAGGCCUCUACUAUCAAGUCAUCGAUCAAUCGAUCAGUCAUGAUUAUGCUUAUUUAAUGUGAAUAUUAAUGAAUGAGCCUUGGAUGUUGCAAAUCCAGUUUGGCAUUUCCACAGAUUGUGUUAAUAUACAUGUUGGAAAAUGUAUAUUUAUUUCACUAAAUUACCUCACUGCCAGUGAUGGUUAAUAUACUGACAUAAAAAAAGUAAAAAGAAAUUCACACUGAUCUUGCAAAGAAGUAUUUAUUAAAAGGGACUACUGUCUGUUUUUGCAAAAGAUGAAUAAUUCUUAAUCUUUGCAUAUGUGUGUGUAUUGCCUAUGUGUGUAUUGUAGCAAAACUCCACUUACCAUUUUUACUUAAUUACUAUGGGGUAAAUUCACCACAUACUGCCAAUAUUCACAAUUCAUAAUUUGCCACAAUGCCAAACCAGACAUUUAUAUAGGUAAAUGUAUAUCCAGCACCACAGUUAAACUGUUAGUGAGACAAUCAUAGCCUAUGUUCAACAAAAAUAAAAUAAAAACAGUGGCAUAAUGAAUUGCCUGUUCAUGUGUCUGUAAAAUAAUUUGAGCUGAGAAAAGGGAGUCUGUUUAUUUAAGUGGAACUGUCAUGGAAAAACAAAUGUUUGUAUGAGCUUCAUGUUCUCACUUUUCUAUUAAAACCCCGUUUUGA
Sardina pilchardus (European sardine) is the source of this 1881-nucleotide messenger RNA. RefSeq names its product proton activated chloride channel 1 (gene pacc1). Bases 105 to 1157 code for a protein of 350 amino acids. The transcript has 8 exons. NCBI's taxonomy places the organism in Eukaryota, Metazoa, Chordata, Actinopteri, Clupeiformes, Clupeidae. The record is from RefSeq and is a predicted model, not a curated record.